GCUUUACAUACACCAGCAACAUAUGAAGGAACAAGAGGGACUUUAAGAUGGGGAAAAGGAAGUUCAGUGGGUUGGAAAUCACCCUAAUAGCCCUCUUCUGCCUGGUGGUGGCUGUAGCCUGUGUCCUCAUUGGGCUUUUAGCAUCAGGAGAACCUGGAGUCAAAGAGAAGGAAUAUCCAGCAGCAAACUGCCCGAACAUAUUAAUAGCUGAGAGAAUCGACUGCAUCCCAGAUCAAGUAGCAACAAAGAGCACCUGCAAGGAGCGUGGCUGCUGCUGGAGUCCCCAGAGUGAUAUCAGUGUGCCCUGGUGCUUUUUCUCUACAAACCAUGGGUACAGAGUGGAGGGCUCACAAAGACCAACUGCAGCAGGAUUCGAGAAUACUUUGACAAGGAUGCCAUCCCCUUCCCUCUUUGGAGGUGACAUCAACACUGUCCUCCUCACAGCAGAGUACCAGACAUCCAAUCGUUUCCACUUCAAGCUCACUGACCCUAACACCCAGAGGUUUGAAGUCCCUCAUGAGCAUGUGAAACCUUUCACUGGGUCUGCAGCCUCCAAUUUGAACUAUAAGGUGGAGGUGAAGUCAAACCCUUUUGGCAUCGUGGUGAGCAGAGCAAGCAAUGGCAAAGUGCUGUUUGAUACCACCAUUGGACCUCUGGUGUAUGCUGACCAGUUUUUGCAGCUCUCCAUCAAACUGCCCAGCACAAACAUUUAUGGGGUGGGAGAGCACGUGCACAAGCAGUACCGGCACGAUGUCAACUGGAAAACCUGGCCCAUGUUCAGCAGGGAUGUUGGACCCUCUGCAGCAAUGGAUAACUUAUAUGGAGUUCAAACUUUCUUCCUGUGUUUGGAAGACAACACUGGAGCCUCCUUUGGUGUUUUCCUGAUGAACAGCAAUGCCAUGGAGUUUGUGGUGCAGCCUGCUCCAGCAGUGACCUACAGAACCAUUGGUGGCAUCCUUGAUUUCUAUGUCUUCUUGGGCAACACUCCAGAGCAAGUAGUCCAGGAAUACCUGAAGCUGGUGGACCCCCCAAUAUUGCCCUCUUACUGGAACCUGGGCUUCCAGAUCAGCCGCUGGAAUUACCUCUCCCUGGAUGAGGUGAAGAAAGUUGUGGAGAGGAACAGAGCCAUUGAACUCCCUUAUGAUGCUCAGGUCACUGAUAUUGACUACAUGGAGGCAAGGAAAGAUUUUACUUAUGACAAAGAGAACUUCCGAGAUCUCCCUAACUUUGCAAAAUACAUGCAUGACUAUGGGCAAAAAUAUAUCAUCAUCCUGGAUCCUGCCAUUAGCAACCAGAAGCUAGUUGAUGGUAGCUCCUAUGGAAGCUAUGACAGGGGAGAGAGCAAAAAAAUCUGGGUUACUGAAUCAGAUGGAGUAACACCCAUAGUUGGAGAGGUGUGGCCAGGGGAUACUGUGUUCCCAGACUUCACCAACCCAGACUGCAGGAGCUGGUGGGAGGAUGAAUGCAAAAGGUUUUAUGACAUAGUGCCCUAUGAUGGGCUCUGGAUUGAUAUGAAUGAAGUAGCCAGCUUUGUUCAAGGCUCAAAAAAAGGUUGUCCACAGAAUGAAUGGAACUUUCCUCCUUACACUCCCAAUAUUGUUGACAAGGCCCUGUUUGCCAAGACAAUGUGUAUGGAUGCAGUGCAGAAGUGGGGGAAACAGUACAAUGUCCACAGUCUUUAUGGAUAUUCCAUGGCCAUAGCAACAAGACAAGCCAUUGAAAAAGUGUUCCCUGGAAAAAGAAGCUACCUCAUUUCAAGGUCUACUUUUGCUGGCUCUGGAAAAUACACAGGACACUGGCUGGGAGAUAAUGCAGCAACAUGGGAUCACAUAAAAUGGGCAAUACCUGGAAUGCUGGAGUUCAACCUCUUUGGAAUUCCUUAUAUUGGAGCAGAUAUUUGUGGUUUCUUUGAUGACACCACUGAAGAACUUUGCAGACGCUGGAUGCAAGUAGGAGCAUUCUACCCCUUUUCCAGGAAUCACAAUUCUGAAGGAUUCAAACCUCAGGAUCCAGCUGCCUUUGGAGCUGAUUCAGUCUUGGUGAGAACCUCCAAGCACUACCUGAACAUUCGCUACACUUUGCUGCCCUACCUGUACACCCUCUUCUACAAAGCUCACACUCAAGGAGAGACAGUUGUACGGCCACUUUUGCAUGAGUUCUACUCUGAUGACCAGACAUGGGGUAUUGAUAGACAAUUCCUGUGGGGUCCUGGGCUGCUCAUUUCCCCUGUCCUUGAACCGGGUGUGAAUAUGAUUCAAGCAUACAUCCCUGAUGCAGCCUGGUAUGAGUAUGAAACGGGGGCAAAAAUCACACAGAGAAAAGAGUGGGCCAAGUUGAGCCUGCCAGCAGACAAAUUGGGACUGCAUUUGAGAGGAGGCUACAUUUACCCUAUUCAAAAACCAGCUACCACAACAGUUGCAAGCCGCAAGAAUCCCAUGGGACUUAUAAUUGCCCUGGAUGACAACAGUGCUGCUUCUGGGAACUUGUUUUGGGAUGAUGGAGAAUCCACAGAUACUGUUCAGAAUAAAAACUACAUCUACUAUGAGUUUACUGUUUCCAAUAAUGUUCUACAAAUGAAUGCUGUAAACAGCAAUUAUGCUGAUCCAAACCAACUGAAAUUUGAAGAAAUCAAGAUUUUGGGAGCACUCCAGGAAAUACAGAGAGUCACUGUGUCUCAGAACAAUGUUGAGGAAAACCAUCCAGUCACUAUCAGCUAUGAUGCUGUCCGAAAGGUUGCCCACAUAAAAGGACUUGCACUUGAACUGGGAAAAUCCUACACAAUAAGAUGGACACAACAAGCAAGUGUCAAUGGAAGGUUUGAUUGUUACCCCAGUCUCAAUGCAACAAGAGAAAAAUGUGAACAACUUGGCUGUGUCUGGGAACCUGUCACAUCAGACUUGGAAAUUCCACCCUGCUACUACAGCUCUGUCAAUCCUUACUCAGUGGAGAGUGUAGAAUACACUUCCUCAGGUUUGGCAGCCAACCUCAUCUUAGAUAGAAGCAAGGUCAGAGCUACUGACAAUUACACCACACCCAUUGGCACACUGCGCCUGGAGGUGAUUUAUCAUCUCAACAACAUGCUGCAAUUUAAGAUUUAUGAUUACCAAAAUGCACGAUAUGAGGUUCCUGUACCACUAGAUCUCCCCAGCUCCCCAUCCAGCACAGACAAGGACCGGCUCUAUGAUGUGUCUGUACAGCAAAAACCCUUUGGCAUUCAGAUUCGGCGCAGAAGCACAGGAACAAUCAUCUGGGAUUCAGCACUGCCCACCUUCACAUUCAGUGACAUGUUCAUCCAGAUUUCUACCCUCUUGGCAUCCCAGUAUAUUUAUGGGUUUGGAGAGACUGAGCACACCAUGUUCCGACGUAACAUGAGCUGGCACACCUGGGGAAUGUUCACAAGGGAUGACUUCCCUGGUUACAAAAAGAAUAUCUAUGGUCACCAGCCAUUCUACAUGGCUCUUGAAGAAGAUGGCAAUGCCCAUGGAGUUCUCCUGCUUAACAGCAAUGCAAUGGAUGUGACCUUCCAGCCAACCCCUGCCCUGACGUACCGCACCAUCGGUGGCAUUCUUGACUUCUACAUGGUUUUGGGCCCAACACCAGAACUUGUUGUCCAGGAGUACACUGCACUGAUUGGACGACCAGUCAUGCAGCCCUACUGGGCUCUGGGAUUCCAUUUGUGUCGCUUUGGAUACGAAAAUGACUCGGACGUUCGCCAGAUUGUGGAGGAGAUGAGAAAAGCCAAGAUUCCCCAUGAUGUCCAGUAUGUAGAUAUUGACUAUAUGAACAGGCAAAUGGACUUCACCCUCAGCGACAAGUUUGCUGGACUUCCAGCUCUGGUGGAUGAUAUAAAAAAAGAAGGAAUGAGAUUCGUCAUUAUCCUGGAUCCAGGCAUCUCUGGGAAUGAAAGUGUAUACGCCUCCUUCGACAGAGGUGUGCAAGAUGAUGUCUUCAUCAAAAGGCCCAAUUCAAAUGAGAUCAUUUAUACCAAGGUCUGGCCCUUCCUACCCAACGUAGAAAUCAACGAGUCCCUGCCUCUGCAUACCCAAAUAAAGCUCUACGGGGCACACACAGCUUUCCCAGACUUCUUGCGCAAUUCCACGAUUAACUGGUGGAAGAGAGAAAUCCUGGACUACUACAAAAUCCUCAAGUUUGAUGGCCUGUGGAUUGACAUGAAUGAACCGGCAGCUCUUGUGAAUGGUGCCCUUGAUGGCUGUAGAAAUGAUAUCCUAAAUUCACCACCAUAUAUGCCUGCUUUGGGAUACAGGUCAGAAGGAUUAAGUUUUAAAACUCCAUGCAUGGAAGGUCAGCAGUAUCUUUCAGAUGGUACUCCAGUCAGACACUUUGAUGUCCACAGCCUUUAUGGAUGGUCCCAAACAAAACCUACCUUGGAUGGUUUGCAGAGUGCCACCAAGGAGCGUGGGUUCGUUCUCACCCGUUCCACCUAUCCCUCUAGUGGGAGGUGGGCAGGACACUGGCUUGGGGAUAACUCAGCAGCUUGGGAUCAGAUAUGGAAGUCUGUCAUUGGUAUAAUGGAGUUCAGCCUCUUUGGAAUAUCCUAUACAGGAGCUGACAUCUGUGGCUUUGCCAAAGACACAGAGUAUGAGCUGUGUGUCCGCUGGAUGGAGCUGGGGGCAUUUUACACAUAUUCAAGGAACCACAAUGACUAUGACACAAGGAGGCAAGAUCCUGUUUCAUGGAACUCAACAUUUGAGGAGAUCUCCAGGCAUGUGCUGAAUAUAAGAUACAAACUCUUACCCUACCUGUACACCCUGAUGUAUGAAGCCCAUGCCCAUGGCAGCACUGUCACCCGUCCCCUGCUCAAUGAGUUUGUGCAAGAGAGAGAUACCUGGGAUGUCUAUCAGCAGUUCCUCUGGGGGCCUGCACUGCUCAUCACCCCUGUGCUGUACAAGGGUGAUGUAACAGUGAGAGCUUACAUUCCCAAUACCCGCUGGUAUGAUUACCACACAGAACAAGACAUUGGCUUCAGGGGACAAUACAGAGUUUUAGAUGCUCCUUUGGACCACAUCAACCUGCAUAUCCGAGGAGGAUACAUCCUUCCCUGGCAAACACCUAGCACUACAACUUUCCACAGUCGGAAAAACCCAAUGGGACUCACUGUUGCUUUGGGGGACAAUUCUAUGGCAGAAGGAAAGCUGUACUGGGAUGAUGGGGUUCGGAUUGAUGCAUAUGAAGAUGGUGUGUAUCUGCUAACUUCAUUUACUGUUAAUAAGAAUGUUUUAGAGAUCAAGGUUUUGCACCAUGGCUACGUUGAUCCAAACAACUUGAAGUUUACUGAGAUUAGAGUCCUGGGGCAGCCCAACCCCGUUUCAAAUGUGAUAGUGUCACAGAAAGGGGAGAUUACUGCAAGAAUUGACACCUUCAUCUAUGACGGUGGCAAGAAGCUCUUGACAAUCAACAACCUCCAACUGGAAUUAGGCCAAGAAUACACCGUGGCAUGGAGCUAAAAAUGACUGCAAAGGAACAUGGGCUGUCCUACUGAAUUUCCUCAUUGUUCCACAACUAUCUUUCUAUUUUUCAAUUUUCUAACUGCCUCUUUGUUAUCUUUUAGAAUAUUUU
Calypte anna (Anna's hummingbird) is the source of this 5577-nucleotide messenger RNA. It is a transcript of the gene SI, whose product is annotated as sucrase-isomaltase. Lineage: Eukaryota; Metazoa; Chordata; Aves; Apodiformes; Trochilidae. Gene Ontology annotation, biological process: carbohydrate metabolic process. The record is from RefSeq and is a predicted model, not a curated record. The transcript is spliced from 48 exons. Gene Ontology annotation, molecular function: carbohydrate binding; alpha-1,4-glucosidase activity. Bases 48 to 5465 code for a protein of 1805 amino acids.